Molecule: messenger RNA, 1896 nt
Organism: Trematomus bernacchii (emerald rockcod)
Lineage: Eukaryota; Metazoa; Chordata; Actinopteri; Perciformes; Nototheniidae
Exons: 11
Coding region: 171-1451 (426 amino acids)
Source: RefSeq, a predicted model, not a curated record
GAGAGAGAGAGAGACCCCCUCUUUCUUUCUGCUCUCUCCAGGAGAAGAUCUGGACCUUUCCUUUCUGUCCUGAGAAACUUCUGGAAGUCCUCAAAGCAUUAAGAGCAGGAGACAGGACAAUAAGAGAGGAUUUUAAUCUGUGAAGACAUCCCAGAAUCCAACAGGCCAACAUGGCUCUGCUCUGCUACAACAAAGGCUGCGGACUGAAGUAUGACGGCGCCAAGAACAAAGAGGAUUCCUGCGUCUUCCAUCCAGGUGUUCCCAUCUUCCACGACGCUCUGAAGGGAUGGUCGUGCUGUAAGAAAAGGACGACAGACUUCUCUGAGUUCCUCGCCAUUAAGGGUUGCACCCGCGGUCGCCAUAGCAACGUGAAGCCCCAGGAGCCUCUGCUGCCGGAGGUUUCCUCAGAGAAAGGAGAGAUGAAGCACAGCAGCUGCCAGGAGAUCAUCUACCAGGGACCCAAGUCUAAAGAGAAGCUGGAGAAGGAGCGGCCCAGUUCAGACGAGGCCAGGUUGAAGCUGCCCCACCAAGUGUCUGCAUCCCUGGCUCAGGCUCUGGAGAAACUGGACCUCAGCACCAAGGCCGAGUACCAGAAGAAAGAGAGUCAGACGGUGAUGCCCGGGACGCGCUGCAAGAACGCAGGGUGUAAAACAGCCUUUCAGGGCCCAGAGACCAACAAAGAGGUCUGCACCCACCAUCCUGGAGUCCCUGUCUUCCACGAGGGGUAUAAGUACUGGAACUGCUGCUGCAUAAGGACAAUAGAUUUCAAUGCUUUCCUGGACCAGAAGGGCUGCUCCACAGGGGUCCACUGCUGGGUCCCCAAGCAGGACAAGAAGAAGGUGGCGUGUCGGUACGACUGGCACCAGACCGGAGAUAAUGUCAUCGUUACGAUUUACGCAAAAAACGCAAACCCAAAGUUCAGCAGCAUAGAAGCAAACCGGACUGUGCUCUCAUGUCAAAUCCAGUUUGAGAACAAUAAGAUCUUCAAGAAAGACUUUCGCUUCUGGGGCGUGGUGAAUGUGAAGCAGAGUUCAGUCAACAUGGUCCCCUCCAAAGUGGAGGUGAUCCUCCGUAAGGCCGACAAAGUGGCCUGGGGAAAACUAGAAGACCCAAACUACAAACCAGACCCAGAGCCCAUUGACGACUCCUUCAUCGAAACCACGGAGAACCAGGAGCAAAACUACGAUAUCGAAGACGACGACAUCAGCGACUCGGACGAAGAGUGGGCCUACGACACGAAACAGAACCAAACACAGAAGGAGAAGGUCAAGGAGGAGCUGAAGAAGAACGAGGAUGAAGAGAUCCAAAACUUAAAGAGGAAGGAGGUGGAGGAGGAGAUGAAGAAGGUGAGCGAGGAGAGGAAGAGGGCGGAGGAGGAGAAGAAGAAGCUGGAGGAGCAGAGGAGGCAGGAGGAGGGGGAAGGAUACGAAGACAUGCCAGAACUGGAGUAACUCUGCUGAAAAACAAAGAAAUAAUGAACAUGAGAUGUGUUGUGCAUUAGCGGAUAAUUGAAACACAUUUUUGUAAUAAAGCAAAUUAAUUGUUCACUUUCUGAUAUCAUGAGACUUUUGGGGGAUACAGAUCCAAGUGAAAUGUACCACACCUGCUGUCUCGUAAAAAAAAUAAGGCCCCUUAUAAUCUUUCACCUUCAUUAAAUUAAUUCAGGGGUGAUGGUCUUCCACAAAUAAUUGAAUUACGUCUUUGGUUGACAAACACACUGGGUCCUUUUUCAUUUUAUACAGUAUACGACAUAUACAAAUAAUAAAUUGAAGGUUCUAACCUGGAAACAACUUCUAAAGUAAAGACUAGAACUUUAGGAUGAUUUUUGUUCAACUAUGCCGUUUUUUUGGGGAUAUUUUUGACAUACUAUACUUUGUAGUUAUUUUGCAUAUUUUC